AUGGCGGCCAACACCAUCGUCCUGAUCACAGGCGCCAACACAGGUCUAGGCCUCGAGACAGUCAGGUCUUUACUCCAGUCACCCGGCAAAACAUACACCAUCCUCCUGGGCGGCCGGAGUCUGGAGAAAGCCACCACGGCUGCGAAGCAGGUCAAGGACGAGUUCCCCCAGAGUCAAAGCGUCGUGACGCCCGUGCAGAUUGACGUCGAGGACGACCAGUCAAUCAAUGCUUUGUUCGAGAAUCUGGAGCAGCACCAUGGAAGGCUGGAUGUGCUGAUAAACAACGCUGGUGAGGCUUCUGUCCCGAUUAUUCGAGCUGCACCUUUAGUCUCAUCGUCCUCUCAUCAAAGCUCGAUAAAAGGGCUAACGCUGACCUUGAUGCUUUCCUGUGCUUCGACAGGCGGCCAGCUCGAGCCAAAAAUGUCCUCUGGUGAACUCACCAUGCGCCAGAUGUGGAACAAAUCCUGGGAUGUCAACGUCACAGGCACGUACAUCCUCACAUACACACUCAUCCCACUCCUCCUAAAGUCCUCUGACCCUCGCCUCCUUUUCAUCACAAGCGGGACUGCCACUCUCACCGAGAGCACAAAUCCAGCGGUCAUCGUCAAUCAGUCCCCCGGGGAGAAGGGUUGGCCUAAAACCAACCGUGGCCUCACUGGGCUGGGGAUUCCGGCAUACAGGGCCAGCAAGACUGGAAUGAACAUGAUGAUGCGCGAGUGGGUUAGGGUCUUGAAGGACGACAAUGUCAAGGUGUGGUGUGUGAGCCCCGGCUUCUUGGCAACGGGACUUGGUUUUGGCAACCCGGAGCGAUUGAAGCAGCUGGGUGCAUUGGACCCGAGUGUCGGAGCCGGCGUGGUGAGAGAUGUAGUAGAUGGACUGAGAGACCAAGAUGUCGGGUCUGUCGUGCGGAAAGACGGGGUCCAGCCUUGGUGA
Molecule: messenger RNA, 933 nt
Organism: Fonsecaea monophora
Lineage: Eukaryota; Fungi; Ascomycota; Eurotiomycetes; Chaetothyriales; Herpotrichiellaceae
Exons: 1
Coding region: 1-933 (310 amino acids)
Source: RefSeq, a predicted model, not a curated record